UGAUGCCCGACUUGCAACCCACAGAAAAAUCUCAAACAACAAAUGGUGAUAUAUUACUUCAAAGCAAGUUCUGUUUAUAUCUGGAGAUAUUAAUUGAUCAUAAUAUAUUCCAAAAUAGCCAAUCUUUUCACAACUUUCAUUCCGUAAAAAUACAGAAGUCUCAAGGUUUGUCUGCAGAGUUAGUUAUUGUGAAGUGAACAUUGACCCUGAGAACGGUGACAAUUUCGAACGAAGCGUCGUCAUGUAGUUAUGGCAAUUUCUACGGAAGACUCUCAGUACCACUCUUCUGAAUUGAUAAAAGACCUGAGAACAUAUAGACCAAAAUACCCUAUACCCAAAGAGCUGAUAGAUGUUCGUACCGAAGAGACAUUUUGUGCAUAUUGUGGUGUCAGUUAUCUUAUACUGAACGAAAUAAAGUUUCUUGAAGAUAAAUCCGAAAAUUUGAGAAAAGAAUUGGAACUUGUCAGACACGAACAAAGCUCCCAUUCAUCGACUCCUGGGGGCAAUGUUGGCUUGCCAUCAAAUGGUGAACGACAAGUAUCUGAAGAUAUUGAACGUCUAUUAAAUGAAAAAGCUGAAAUCAUCCAACAAUUAGAUGAUGCGAAUACAAAAUUAAUUUGUUACGAAGCUACUGAAAAACAAUUUAUCAAAGAACUUGCCAGAAGUCAAGCUGAGGUUUCAUAUACUCAAGAACAACUGAUCGAGCUGUUUGAUUAUUCAAAGAGAGUACGAAAUAAAUUAAAAGAGAAACUAUGCACUGACAGUCUACUUCGUCCAAUAUUUGAUAGAAUCAACAGUUUAAGAGAUCAUAUUUCUACACUUAAUCAGUUAUAUAAUACUUCGCUUACACAAUUGAAUAGUCAAUAUAACGAGAUAACUAAUAAACUUGAUUUAGUUACCUUGGAAAAAGAUUCAGCGAUUAAUAAGUUCAAUGAAUUAGAGUUAAAGUAUAAAGAAGAACGUAAUAAUUGGUCAGAAAAACAAGGGGAACAAUUGGGUGAUAUAUUAGGUAAUAUUUUUUUAAAAAAUAUUUUCAUUAAAACAGGUCUGUGAUUGGGCAGUGAUUAUAGAUAGAGAUAUUCACUUACACUGACGUAUAUUGUAAGGUAUAUUUGAUUUUGAUUUCACUUAUUGACUUCUUUGUAAUUGUUCCUUUCUAAUGUAAGCGUCAAUUACUCGGUAGAAUAAUUGAAUGACUAUGUUUAUCACGUAAGUGUCAUGAUCGAGUAUCUAAUGCUAAUAACAAAGUUAACGAUCGAUGUCAUUUAGUUGAAAUCUAGUUAUAACAGAAGCACUCAUUAAAGUCUGAUUAGAAUUGGUAUGAUAGUUAAAUUAAUUACACUGAGUUUAUGAAGAGCUCAUCAGUACCAGUUGGCCAUCUGAUUUGGUGUUUUAAUCUUUGCAACUUCUGUAGUCUCAUCCUACACUAACAGAACCUUUCAUUACUGUAAUAAAUUCGAAAAAUCUAUUAUCUAAACAAUUUUUAAACCAAAACAUAUCAAACAAUCUAAUACCGCAUAUGUCCCCAACAUUCAAUAAUACUAUCUAAAUAAAGCUAAUCAUACCUGUGAACUGAAAUGAAUUCUGUAGUUAUUAUUUUCAGAAUAUAUGAAUAUUAUUAUCUUUUCUUGCUGUAGAUCAAUGAGUGAUAUUUAUGGAGUGAAUGCUUAGGGAUUUUACUAUUUCAAUUCUAUAUUUAAUGCAUAAAUAUUAUCAUAAGCUUGAGAUGUAAAUUGUAUUAUCAAAAUCUUACAACAAACGUGUUAUUGAGUGCUGAAUUGAUGUUCAAUGCUAGACAUUUCUAAGCGUUUCAUAGCUCGUUUUUCCGAUGUGAUUAAAAAAUAUUUUCAUUUAAUAGUUGAGUUCAUGAGCCAAUUAAAGCUAGACCACCAUGGAAAACCUGGAAGAACUGGACAGCCAUCUCGUUCGACUAUGGGACUCUUCAGCAGCUUUAAUUGAACCAUGAACUCAAUGACUAAAUUACUACAAUCUCCACAAAAAGUAAUUUUUGAUAAUAAUCAUCACGUGCUCACUAGUGACUGGAGUUCUAGUAAGAAGCCGUGGUCAGUGGAGUUCAACCGCUUCUGUUGUGAGAUUGUAACUCACUGAAGACAAUGGUAGAUGGUGGCGGAAUUUCGUGGAUUGAUUGAAGUUAGAUAAUAACACCGUUGGAUGCCGGUUGGCUCAGUGGUCUAGAGGUUAAGCGCUCGCGCGCCAGACCGUAGGUUUUAAUCCCGAGAGCGGGAUUGUGAAUGUACUCUGCCGAAGAGUCUCGUGCUGGGAUGAAAUAACCGUCCAGUGCUUCCAGGUCUUCCAUGACGGUCUAACUUUCAUUGACCAUGAACUCGAUGAUUAAAUUACAACAGUCUCCACAAAAACCUCUUUCUGGAAAUAUUUAUUAUUAUUGGGUUCAUUAGCUUGAAUAUUAAUUUACAAAAAUUUAGUUAAGGAUCAUUAUUAGAUAUUUGAUCAUUUAUUUCAUUGGUGAUCCUACUCGUUAUUGAUUGAUUUACUCUCAAAAAUAGUUGGGAAAGUGAAAGUAUAUACUCCGCAAUGAAUUUUAGAUCGAUUAAAACUUAUGAACGAAACUUCUUAUUUGGUUUUCUCUAUUCGUGGUUCACCUGAAAUUUGUAUAUGUGUAUGUAAUAACAUUUAUUCAGAGUGCUCUCAAUUCUGCUAGACAACUACAGAGGGUAUUUUCAACUCAAUCUUUCUUCAUUUCUGAAUAUUAAUUAUAAACGUAGAAACUGGGACAUAUGUCCAUUUGUUAAAGUUGGCUCAUCAUAUCAGUUCAGCGAUUUGAAACCUUCAAGGUGAAUUCCAGAACAGUUUAAGUAGUGACAGUGUCAGUGGUACUAAAAAAUAUUGAGCAUAGAUAAUAUGAGUCAGGAAAAAAAUAUUGAUUGCACGGCAUUAAAUGUACACUAUAAUUUUUAGACUCAACAUCCCAGAAGAAAUGAAGCGCAAAUGCUUAAUUUGCAACCGUAUUCUCACUGUAAGACUUCAGAUUUUGAUCUAUAUUACUACGUGGUUUGAUAGUUUUGAUACUCGGUCAUCCUUCUAUUUGUUGAACAGAGUUACAGUCUGAGGUUAUCUGUUGAUGAGAAGUGUAUCUGAGAAGUUUAUUAAUAUCUUGAAGGCCCCAUAUACAAACAUCUCGGGUAGAGUGAGGGCAUAAACCAUCUCUCUAUUGUUUCAUUUAAGCAGUGGGUUAGGCAGGGUUGCCCAAUCUCACCAUUCCUAUUCAACUUAGCCAUUGAUGACUCUCUUAAAACAGCUCCGAUGAAAGUAGGUGAUGGUGUUGUGGAUCUGCUACCUGGAGAAAUGCUUCUCAACCUUAAGCAUGUGGAUGAUAUUUUCUUACUGUAGAAUAAUACUCAUAUUAUGCAAUCCGCACUUAGUCACUUGACAACCAGUGUCCGUUGGUACAGCAUAUGUUUUGCGCUUCCUAAGUACAAAGUACUUUUACAAGACUGGCAGAACCCUGAACUUGCACUCACCCUGGGUAGUGAGCAGAUAGGAGAAUUUGAAAAGUUCUUUUAUCUGGGUAGCUGCGUAAGUGCUGGCGGUUGCAUGAGAGAUGAAACCAAUUCACUUAUAGUGAAAGCCAGAGCAGCUUAUGUCAAUUUGGACCAUCUUUAGCGCUUUCAUGACGUUAAUCUGGCUGCAAAGUUCGGGUUCACAACGCGUUAGUGAACACAGUUUUGUCCCAUUCUUGUGGAACCUGACCUCUGAGUUAAGGAUGUUAGACAACUCACUGUGUUUGAUCACCGUUGUCUCCGAAUGAUUGAUGACAUCUAGUGGCGUCAUCAUUUUACUAAUGUAGAAGUUUAGCAACGUGUUUUCUUAUGUGACUCCUCAGCAGUGCACAUCCACAAUUCUGCACAUGGGACUCGGACCCAGGACCUUCGGUCUCACUUAUAUCGACUCGUGAAUUCAACUGCGAAAAUACUACAGCCUCUACAAAUCCCCAUACAAAUAUUUUUGUGUUUAAGUAAAUAAAAUAAAUGAAAUUAGACCAAUCCCCAUUGUCGUUAUUAAAUUGGGUGGAUUAUAGAGAGUAGUUCAAUGCAAUGAUGGUUUUGUCACAAGCUGAUAUUGUUUUAGCACCAUUGUAUUUCUUGAAACGUGUAUAAUAUGUUUAUCUUUUUUCAUAAUCCAUUUAGACGAUAUGAUCAUAUUCAUUUGUAUCUUCAUGUUAAUGUUUUAGUCGCUUUAGUAAUUAUGGUCCUAAGCCAUUUCUUAGAUUGCAUCAACUUUAGAUGAUUUAGGAAGCUAUAAGACAUUUCCGAAUUCAUUUUCAAGUUAAUUUCUGUGUUUAUCUGUCCUUAUUUUGGAUGAAUUGAUUGAAGGCAUAGACAUUGUUUAUUUCAAUAGAAAGUUCCGAAGAUUUAAAACUUAUUAAAGGAAAAUAUACUCUGUGAAAAUAUAAUUCAUUUGUGCCUAUGAAACUGUCCUGAUGUUCACCACCAAUUUUUCUAAUCUACCUGGAACAAUGAAAGAAUGCUUCACAUUCACAAUUAGACUUGCUGAUUGCACAGUAGAAAAAUUGAUUCCGGAAGCUUAUGUGCUAAGAUCUCAUUUGUCAUUAAAAUAAGUUUCUUGAGAGUUUUUUUCCUAUCAUAGUUCUCAUUAAUACAGUGUAAAGAUUGGUUAACAAGUUCUUUACUUACUCUGACAAAAGCUUUGUGUAACUCUCAUACUGUUCUAAAAUCUUUAACGUCGUUGAAUGUCAGUGAAUUAGGAUACUGAAGUCACAAUUCAUCAUAAAAUUAUUUGCCAUUUUGAAAAGUAACCAAGGUGAGAUAUAUUUCAUAAACUUUGAAGUUAUUAUCACUUGCUUAUCUGAUUUUCACAAACUUUUAAGCAUCUUUUAGACCAGUGAAACAGUAUUUGGAUCAGUUUAAAGGCUAUGCCCAUCUUGUCUUAUGUAUGAAGUCAUCGAAUAAUUAAGCAUAGAGCUAUUAAUGAUUUUCAAUACCUCAUCGACAUGUCAAAUAGAUUGUUAUGGAUUUGGUAAUCGUCCAUCUGGUAAACCGCUUUAUACUUGUUCCUAAAAUGAAUUUUCAGAUUUGAUCAUUACUCUUUUUUACACUGAUAAACAAAGUAAUCAUUAAUUCACUUGAACGAAUUCUUGAUGAUCUUCAUACUCUAUAGUCUAAACAUCGUUCGAACAUGAGACAUUUUAAUCUGAUCUCAAAAGAUGAUUAAUUAAAGAAUUUAAUAUCAGAUUGGGUUUUUGUGGAUAUUAUAGUAAUUUCAAUAGUUGAAAUUAUGAGUCAGUGAAAGCUAGAACACCAUGGAAAACCUGGAAGCACUGGACGGCCGUUUCGUUCUAUUACUGGACUCCUCAGCAGUGCGCAUCCACGAUCCCGACUCAUGAGAUUCGAACCAUAGGACUUGUCGGUCUCGCGCGCGAGCUCUUAACCUCUAGACCACUGAGCCAUCCGGCAUCCAACGGUGUUCAUGUUUAACUUCACCUGAUCCACGAAAUUGAGCGACACAUCCAUCAUUGUUUUCAAUGAAUGACUGCCUCACAACAGACCCGGUUGAACUCCACUGGUUACGGCUUGUCACUAGAAUGAAAGAAUUCUCUAGAAUGUCUUGAAAUUUUUCUUUUUCUUCCAGUAAUCGUUAUUCUUAUUUUUUCUUAAAACAUUUCAGUAUUAAAAACAAAAUUAAAAGAAGAAACUAAACGUUUGGAUACUUUACAUGAUGAGAAAAGACAAUUAAUAUUGAAUUUUGAACAAAGAAUAAAUUAUCUAAAAGAAGAAAAUCAAUCAUAUGCUCAUGAAAAUAUAAGUUUAAAAGAAAAAAUUUCAAGUUUAGCUGAACAAUUAGAUAAUCAGUUACAAAAACAUGAUCUUACUGAAAGAAACUAUAAAGAAAGAGAACAAUGUUUACUAAACAAGAUGACCAAUAUUUCUGAAGAAUUAACUAGGAUCAAAAAAAUGAAUGAUCAGUUGAAUUCAGCAUUGGAGACUAGUAAACAAGAGAUAUUUGAGUUGAAGACCAUCAAGUAAGUUACUCUAUUUUUUGCAACAAGGAUUUUCAAUUUUUUUUACAAUUAAUUAUUAUACUUUUUAAAGUUGACUUUUACCCAAAACUAAUAUCAGCUGACAAAACACCAUGAAGAAUUAGAUCAACAUUUCGCCUUUGUUUAGUACUGAAGAGUGUGCACUUAUAUAUGUACAUGGAGCUGAAAUCAGCUCUAAACUUUCAGUCUUACAGUAACUGAAAAAACGGAGACGUUUAUGACUAACUCAAAAGUAGAUAUAUGUAAACUGUUUUAACUUCAAGUUUACUAGCUGAUAAUUCCUCAAUAUUUACGGUUUGUUUCUACAAUUAAACGAACUUUGUUGAUGAUACUCAUCACAGGAAAGUUAUGACAAGUUCAACUUUCUGUAUGUCGUCAUAGUGUAACUUAAACAAUAUUUCGAUUGUUCUAUUGUGAUACACUGCCACCAAACUCUGAUCAAAACAUCAUCUACUUUUACUUACUGCUCUUACCCCUUGUGGAGGGGCAUAGGUCGCCCACCAAUACUCUGCAUCCAACCCUGUUCUGGGCUGUACUUUCCAGUUGCUAUUUAUGCUUUUCAUAUCUGCUUCUAUUUCCCGACAUAAUGUGUUCCUUGGUCUUCCUCUUUUUCAUUUCCCUUCACGAUUCCAAGUUAGCGCCUGCUUCGUGAUGCAGUUUGAUUAUUUCCGUAAUGUAUAUUUUACCAACCUCCAACAAAUUUUCCUAAUUUCCUCAGCUGGAAGCUGAUUUAUUCUCUCCCACGGUAGGUUGUUGCUGAUGGCAUCCGGUCAACGGAAAUUGAGUAUUUUACGUAUACAACUGUUUAUAAAUCCUUUUUUUCUUUUUUGAUGUUGGUUGUAGUAUUUCUCCAAGUUUCAUCUCCAUACAGUAGAACUGUCUAUACAUUCUUAUUGAAGAUUGUGACUUCGAUAUUGUUUGACAGUUGCUUUGAAUUCCAGUUGUUCUUCCAAUCCUUACCUUUACAUCUGCAUCAGAUCCUCUUUGUUCAUCGAUGAUGCGGCUGACCAGGUACGUGAAAGUUUCCACCUCUUCCAGAGUUUCUCAAUCAAGUGUGACCGGGAUGGUGUUCUCUGUGUUGUAUUUAGGGAUGUACAUGUUGAAGCCUACUGACGCAGAGUCUGCUGUUGCUACACUAGUUGUCUUCAUCUGCAUUUAAUCGUGUGUAUGGGAUAGAGAGAACAGGUCAUCUGUGAAGUCCGAAUCGUCUAGUUAUCGUCUACCUGUCCGCUGUAUUCCGAGCUUGCUGUCAAAUGUCAGAGUUUUUAUCAUCCAGUCAACCACCAGAAGAAAAUGAAAGGGAGAGAGUAAACAGCCUUGUUUGACUCCGGUCUUCACUUGGAAUGCAUCUGUUAACUGUCCUAUAUUCACAACUUUACAGUCUAUUCCGUCGUAUGAAUUCCAUAUGAUAUUGACGAUUUUCUCAGGUACACCAUAGUUUCUAAAACGGUUCCAUAAGGUUCUCUUAUCCACAUUAUCAAACACCUCAUUAUCAAGGAAGUCGAUGUAUAGUGACGAAUUCUAUUCAACUGCUUGUUCAACAGUGAUCCAUAGUGUUAUGAUUUGGUCAGUGCACGACCGGUACAUACGGAAUCUGACCUGUCAACUAUCCAAAUUUACACAAGUAAUAUUCUAGAAAGAAAGUGUUUGCAAAAUGACAUCUGUUCACAGGAAUUUCAAACAGUUAGUGGAAAAUUCAAUUUCACUAGAUUAACCAAGUUUGUCCACAUGAAAUCUGUUUUUAUUUACUUUGUUUAUUAAUAUGAUGAUCAGUUCAACACUUAAUACUUUGUAAGUUAAAACUUUUAAUUAGAGGUUAAGUCUGUCAUUUUGUUGAAAAUAGAAAUUAGUCAGAGCCUUAAAUGUUCAAUUUCAAUUUCUUAGGGUUACUAAGUUAUAAUUUUAAAUUUCCCAGCGAAAUAUUGAUUCUCUUAAAAUAGUGCAACAAAAUGGGUAUGUAUAAGACUUUCUGCUAAUCACCUUCAAUUAUCUAACUCUAAACAGUUAUUUUAUUCAUGUUAUUUAUUUGAACACAUAAAUACUGGUACACGGGGGCACCAGAUACAUAUUUGGUUUGUGUGAGGGCUGUGAUAUUGCCCGGGUGCCCAAACCGAAGCAGGUGGUUUUCUUAGGAGGCCACACUCGGAGCCUUCGACCUACAGGUCUGAUCCACAAGACAGUGGAGCAUCGUAAGGAGAUGCAGUCUCAUGGUAGCCGGUGACCAACGACUGAUUCAUACACCAUUUAUUCCCUCAGGAUACUGGAGCCCAUGUGCACCAUUGGUUUGAAAUCAGGCUUUUUCAACUCUCCUAGGUGAACUUUCCAUGUCCACCAACCCGGUUAAGGCGUCAGAUAUUCGUUUUUCAUCCUCUCAAUUUUGUAAACAACACCCUCGCCACGAGAAGGCAGUGAGUAGGACUUCCCUGACAGAGGCUAUAUACGCGUGGCCAUGUGAGAGCAUUUUGAAAAACAGUGAGCGGACUCUCUCCACUUACGGUCGUACAAGGGCAUUUUUCUGUAUAAUAUGAUUCCAUAUAAUUUUAUCAAAGCACUCUGUUUGUUUUGUGUUUGAGGAUAUAGUCGCUAACAUUCAAUCUUUGAAAAUCAACUAUUCAGAUUCAUAUUUAUAAAUAACCUAAUGAUUAAGAAUCAGUUGUGACUCUCUUUUGAUUCUAAUUUCAAUCUCACAAUCACCUAGAUGAAUAUGUAUUUUUGUCAAUUUCUUUGUUAUUUAUAAUUCAAUUAAACAGUUAUUUCUCCUACAAAAUAAUAACGUUUUCUUUUUUACAGAUUUUAAUGAUAAUUAUUCCUUGUCUUUUUUUGUAUUUUGUACAUCAAGAGAUUCACAGAAUGAAAUACACCGGCAAUUGGAAAUUAAACUUCAAGAAAUGGAAAAAGAACUCAAUGCUCAACAGUAUAAUAGAGUAAACUAAUAUAUUUAUUAGUAUAGUGAGAUUUAUAGAAGUUGUAGUCUCUCUCUAGCCUAAAUAGCGAACUGAUCAUUGUCGGACUAUCAUUGGAAACCAAGAACUACUGGAAAGCUGAUUCAUUCCAGUAUGAGACUCUUCAACAUCGGGAUCUAUGAUCCCACUACAAAGGAUCGAAUAUAUGAUCUCCGUUAUUGGCUGCGAAUGUUUAACCUUUAGGCCACUGAACCGGCAUAUGUUUGCUUAUAUAAUUUUAUUUUAAUAUUCAGUAUUGACUUAAUAUUUAUCCUUAUAUUUGAGGUUUACCAGUACGAGAAAAGCAGUGUGAUGAUACUGAUAAGUCUUGCUAAUUGAACGCUAUAUUCGUUUCCUAAGCUAUUCUGUAACCCCCAAGCUAGAACUAUACAGCGACCUGAACACGAAAGAAAAGGACCAAAAUAUGCGAGAAGUACUUUACUCCAGGGUCCAUUUUAACACAGAAAAUAUAGGGUUUUUAUAACAUUUUUAAAAGUCCUUGGGUUGCUUGUAGACUCUGGUAUGCUACUAAACAUAGUAGCAGUAUAGCAAUCAGCCAAUCAGAGCCUCUACACGUGAUGUUUCACUUUGAUAUUUUUGGCUAAAACUUCAAGCGAGCGCUGAUUGGAUGAAACACCUCUUAGUGUUUCCUGAUCCUUGCUUGUCUUUUGCAAGAAAUUUUCUGGAUCACUCCAACAGAUACUUAUAAAAUUUGAGUAGAACAUAGCUAUUUUAUUUAUAUUUUAGCGAAUUCAUAAAUAGUUAUCCUUUGAGAAAAAAUAUAAGUGACGUGUGUGCAAUAGAUUUCAAGGCGUUUGUUGAGAUUUGUUAAACGCAUCUUAAUAAUAUUGACUUUGAUUACUUCUAAUUUUUCGAAGAUCCAACUAUAGACUUGAAGUAGGUGAAGCAAAACUCCAUUCUGAUAAUACUUAAAAUCUUCUGGAAAUCUCAAAUACAAACAAGAAACUUUGAGACUUACUUAUUAUCUGGCAAAUACAGGUUAAAUUUUUCGGAACCAACCUAUUUUGAUAUUCACUUUAAUGAAUAGUUGUCAAUGUAGUUAACUGUAUUGACCAAUUAGUUUGUUUAAAUAACUCCUGGCACUAUUUUAGGCAACGAAACAUCAGCAAAGAUACAAACAACCUCGAUCUGUAUUUGUCAUCUCAUACCGUCUAUAGUAGGGGUUAGAAAUUCAAAUCAAAUAUCGAUUAUACCACCGAAUAGUUUGUUGUAUUCGGUUGCACGACUGAACAUCGUAUGUUUGCUUUUGAAUUAUGCUCAUCUGCAAUAAAACUAUCUAGACAUGAAGUUCCUCAGUAAAUAAUUAAGUCCUUUGACAAAUUUAUAAACACGGGUCAAAUAACGAAGUGACCUAGAUAUUUACACUUCGUAAUCUCUUUAGGCCGUUGGGUUGAAAUUUCCCCAGUUUUCACUUCCUAGUUCCUUGUGAUAAAACGCAAUCCAAUGUUUGACAUAAUCGUUUAGUCAUUCUCAUGUUUCCUAUUUGGUUGAUAUCACUGGUAACGAUUUUUUACUGGAAAUAUAUCUGGGAGAUAAUCGCUGUUUGAUGCAUUGGGUGGUGUCUAGUGUUUCAUUUAAUUUAUAAUUCUGAUAAUGGAAUGAGAAGAUGGAGUUUAUCAAGUUACGAUGACUGACCAUGUGCCAAAAUAGCUUCAAAAAACAAAUGAGGUUAAAAGACCCAAUAAGAGCAGUUAAAAAAUAACCAUUUUCAAUUAUCAAUCCCAGUUAAAAGCAGUAAUUGGAGUGAUCUAAAUCCCACCAGUGAUUUUAUCUAUCGAUAGGUAGAAUUCGAUCAGUAGCUUGAAUAACCCAAUGGUACAUAUAACUUCAGACUUUGAAACUAGGUGACUUAAGUUUGUAUCCACAAGGGACAACCCAUUUCCACAAAAUUACGUCUACGCCAUGCUGACAAGUUCUAACUACCAAGAAAUUUAUGUCAAGAAGAUUUUCUGAUGAGUUCCUUCAGCUACUUAACAUCAAUCCAAACGUUUUAGAAAGAUUAUCCAACUGAAUUGUUUCUUUGUUUUGGAAUUGUUAUAGGAGUUGACAUUAGAGAAAGAAUUCAAAUUAUCAUUGGAGAAAAAAGAACUGGAAUUGCAACAAAUUAAAAGUCAAACAAAUCGAAAAAUUGAACAACUGACAUCAGAACUUAAACAAAAAGGUUGGUGGUUUUAUUUAAUUUUUUGAACAAUAUUUGCAGUUUAAUGAGUUACAAUAAAACGGUUAUUUUCAGAGAGAUAUAAUUCCUAAUUAUAAAUUUUCAUGUUUGCAAUAGUAUGACCAACAUUUUGCCAGUUAUAUUCAAUCCAACAAAAGAUCGAGUUCGUAUGGAUCACUUUAUACUUGUUUUGAUAAUAAUUAUGUGUUAAGAUUUAUAACUGAGGUGGAUGCGUUUCAUUGUAUUGAGAAUGUAGUUUGAGCUAAGUAGUUUAACUACAAAGUAUUCAUUAUCAUUCUUCUGCAUGAUGAUGUCGUUCAGAAUAAAAUAGAAGCUUCUUAAUUAAACUAACGAACUCAGGCAACACAAUACAGUCAAUGAUGAUAUGUAUUUUGUAGUGGACAACUGUCUAUUUAAACACAUAAAUUUAGGUAAAAAUGAAGACCAAAAUAAGUAUACGCCAAACAAAAAAGAAAAUGAGAUUAUGAAGAAAUAGAGAAAGGAGAAGAGGCAUUAUCAAGUAAAUAAAUGAGUAGAAAUAAGUGAACGAGAAUAUAUUAUAAUCCUAAACAAAUACAACCAGGAAUUCUUUUAGCUAAAGAACUUCGUUUCACUUUUAUAAUGAAUAUAAAUACAGACUACAACAGGAUUCUCAUUGGUUUCUAUAAUGAGCCAUGUCUGAUAAUAUUUAGUCGUAAAUAAUAACUUCUACUAUUUAUGAAACUAUGAUUUCCACAUAACUUUCAAUAGUGUUGCGAAUUAACUUUGUCGUAUAGGUGCUAAAUGAUUGUAAAGGCCUAAAGUAGAAGAGGAACAGUAUUAUUCUAGUGUUUAGAUUGUUUCGGAUCAAGUCGUGUUUAAAUUCACAAGAAAACCAUAGCCAAACAAGGGGUUGACAACUUUGAACCUCACUCUACCUAUUUCAAUCUGAACAAUAUCUCUAGCCGUUGCACAGUAAAAUUGACUCUAUUGAUUCGCUACAAAUUUCUUUUAGGUAGUUUGAACAAAUAGUAAUGGUAUAUUUACGUAUAUAAAUCAUUAGCAACCUAAAAUUCCGGUAAUCAUCUAACAGACUGUCAUUUGUUAAUACGAUUAAAAAAAGUAUUUCUGGAUGUUCCUAAAUUUUCAAAACUACUUUGUGUUUGAGAUUGAUUAUAUCAAGGAAUAUACAGAAUUGAUGAUAACCUAGUUUUUAUAUGAUGUAGGCAGAGUAAAAGCCAUCUUGAGAUUAUUCCAUGUUUAAAAGAUUGGGUUUAUUACUGAACACUGAAAAAUAGAAAGCUAUGUAUCGUUGCUUAUUGCUAACUAAAAAACUCUUCAACAAUUAAUAUUGUGUAAACUAGAUAUUUAUAACCAUCAAAGUGUGAAACACAAAUAGGCGUGAUUAUAAUUUAUGCAUAGGUCUUGGAUUUUGGCGCGAAAUUCAUCCAUCUUUUUGGUUAAUUAGGACUUUGGCAUUUUAGCUGAUGCGAACCUUAAAUCUAAUUCCUAAUCUUAACCAUCAACAGUAAAUCAUAAUCCUAAUUCCUCACAUUGGUUUAUAACUCUCAUUUAGUCCUAGUAAGUAAGUGUACAUCCCCAAGUUCAUUUUAGCAUCACUCGAAGGUAGUCCAUAAAUUGGUCUGAUCCAAAAAUCUAACUAGUUUCAAGUUAUGUAUGGCCAAUCAUGCUGUAAUUAGGAAUGAAUUGCUUUGCUUUUUAGUGAACAUUCGUAGGGUCAGUUCCAGUCCACAGUGAGAUCUUAUUAGUUGACAAUUCAAACGCUUAACUUUACGCAGGAAAUAUUUGCUUGUUUCAAAUAACUACUCUUAUUGCUACUAAGAAUACUAAUAGUAAUAACACGUACGAGUGUUUUUCCCUUAUCAAAAUUCAUUUUAUUUUUUUUAAUCCUUAAGAAAGAGAAAACAUUGUUUUGCAAGAAGAACAUCGCCGUAUUAUGGAAACGAUGAAAGAGGAAAUUAACCAAUUGACUAAUAGCGUGAACAAUUCGGAUUCCGUUCGAGGAGAACUUGAAAAUCAAAUCCAAAAAUAUCAACAAGAAGUUAGGAACCUCGUCUUUAGUGUUUUUUUAUUAAUUAAGAUAAUCGCAGGUGAAGUUUCACAGUCAGGAAUUUAUUCUAAAGGUUGUUUCGUACCGCAUAUUAUUUAAGAACUAAAACGAAAAAUUAGUAAGUGGAUCUAAUUUGAUUUCCGGACAUAGUCAGCAGGAAUCUCUGAAGCUAGAUUUUACGCUAGAUAGCAGUCAUUAACAAGAUGUAAUUGAAAUCUUGACGAAACUUAGGUUGGUCGCUGCACAAAUAUAUCAGUAGUAACGUCUCAAACGGUGAAGCUGGGUAGUGUAGAUCUGAAUCCUAUAGGGAAAACCACUUCUAUUAGCACUGCAUACAACGACUGUUGACGAGUCCAAAGCAGCACGAAGCCUACUCCUAAAGUUUCCCACCGACCUAAUAUAUUAACAAGGAGCAUGCGAAUUUCAACAACCAACCAGUGGACACACUGUAGCUUGAUCGAUAACAUUUGCUCAGCAUUAAAAGACUAGGAAAACAUUUUAUUGGUCACCACUGUGAUUAUAAAUGCUUGAAGUUUAUCCUCAGAUUCCUCACUAUAAACAACGAACGAGUUAUGGGUGAAUGAUUCUGAAGAGUACUACAGUCAAAAGAUAAACUAUCUUAUUUUAAGUAUGAAUAAAUGUCCUUUGUGUAGUUUACGAUUCUUCCAUUGUUAGAGAAAUAUUACUCAAAGAAUUAUUUAUUUUUAUGUACAUUUGACAUAAAACAUCGUAGUUUGCAGACACUUGGUAAUUCACAUGAGAAUAGUCAGUCUCAUCAACUAGUUUCAGUUACACCAUUUAAUCAGUCUCACUGAAUAUCACUCAAAAUUGACUGUUGUGAAAUGUAAUCAAGACACAUACAGCAUUGAUCAUGUAGUCUCACUAAUGUCUUUUUCAUCUUCAUUUAAUUAAAACAAAAAAUAAUCUCCAAAAUUUACACUUGAUUCGAAUUACUUUCAGCGUUUGAUUGUCUAAGGAGUUAGCUAGGAUAUUAGACUCAUAUGUUCUUCAGAACCUAUCUAAUCUUUGUUAUCGUGUUGAAUUAUAAGGUCUAGUACAUCUGAAUGUGAUACUGAGGGUAUGUUGGAACUAGAGUUUGAUGAGUAAUAGUGUACGUUGCCAAUGUCGUCUCGUUCCACCACAAUAAUUGAUUUUAUUGACAAUUUAUAAUAUUAGGACUAGCAAGCAAGAUGAUUUAGUUUAACAGUGCACUGCGAAGUGUAAAACCUUAGUAAGGAAGUUUGAAGACUUUCGCCAAGCCCUCAGUCCAAUUCUUCUUAGUGAACAAGUACAGAUCCGUGUAUACGACCUACGUUACACACUAAAGUAGUGUGAUAAAACCCAGCUGGGCGGGCCGGAGUUAGUUGAAUGAGUAUCCCAUUUAAAAACCAGUGUUUAGAGCUUAGGUCUUUCCGACAUCAGUCAAAUAUACUCUGACACCAACGUGUAUUACUCAGCUUGACGGCUAUGCUGGAUAAAUUCUCGUCAGUAGAGUUAUAUCAAUUGUGGCUAUUUUGAUUAUCUAGACAUUUAUCAGUUAGACUAUCUGUAGAAUGUUAAUAACUGAUCACCGUGUUUCUAGGUUAAACAACUUUACGCUACAGUUGAAAAAGAAUGUUGGGAGAGAGAUGAAUUAAACUCUGUAUUGGCUGAAACAAGGGAUCAGUUAAUGAAACUAAGUAAUUCCUCAAAGGAAUCUGAAUCAGAUCAGAGACAAUCUAAUUUGCAUGAAAACCAAGAAGAUAGCCAUUUAUUACCACCAAUAUCUUCAUCGUCGGUAAAGUCUGAACAGUUUACCAAACGUACUCUUCCAAAAAGUUCGAAGACUUCUAAUUCUAAUAAUGGUAUUGCAAGGCGUUCUUUCCAAAACUUUAAGAAUAUAAAAGAUACUUCUGGAUUGGCUGCUACACGAAGACAAAUUGCUGCCAUUAUCUCCGCAACAAAGUUCCGAAGUCAAUGACUAAAAAGUAAACUAAGCUGUAGAUGAGAUUUUUAAAAUAGCGUUAUUACUUACAUAUUUUUUUCUUUUAAUCUAAAAGUUUAAUGUACUCCUAGUCU
This is a messenger RNA of Schistosoma haematobium, 15266 nucleotides long. Its product is annotated as Eukaryotic elongation factor 2 kinase. Bases 250 to 1053 code for a protein of 267 amino acids. The transcript is spliced from 8 exons. NCBI's taxonomy places the organism in Eukaryota, Metazoa, Platyhelminthes, Trematoda, Strigeidida, Schistosomatidae. The record is from RefSeq and is a predicted model, not a curated record.